Molecule: messenger RNA, 3561 nt
Organism: Plasmodium fragile
Lineage: Eukaryota; Apicomplexa; Aconoidasida; Haemosporida; Plasmodiidae
Exons: 14
Coding region: 1-3561 (1186 amino acids)
Biological process (GO): mitotic sister chromatid segregation
Cellular component (GO): nucleus; condensin complex
Source: RefSeq, a predicted model, not a curated record
AUGUAUAAAGACAUUAUAAGCAACCUCGGCGAGUUGGCGCACUUGAAACAGUUGUGCAAAAAGAAACCGGACCUUUUAGCCACCCUGAAUUCAUGCAAGGCAAAAGAAUUUGAGGAGAUAUGGCUCAUGUUGCACAAGGCAUUGGAGGAGCGCACCCCUCCAGACAAGCUGCUCUACGACGCGGAAAAUUCAACUUUGCUCUUUAGGGAAGAAGAUGACAGGCAGUAUUUACUUACGUGCAUAAAUUUUAUAUGUAUAUAUAUACAACAUGUGGCGAAUAGUGAUAAGAAAGGGAAGAAGCACAUCAAAUUGGAUGAAAAAUUUUAUGUCCUUUUUUGCAAGUUGACUGAGAUCCAAUUCAUGCUAAGCGACCGAGAAGUGCGCAUGUCGUUUGGGAAGUGCUUAUUCCAGUUAUGCGAACUGAACUUGGAAGAAAAUGAAUUUUCCUCCUACGUGAAAGUUAACCUGUUGAUAUUUUUGCUGUGGAGGAGCUGCUCCUCGGAGGGCAAAAGAGCAGACAUCAGUAAACUCAAAAAACACAAAGACCUGUGCAAAUAUAUAAAAUGGGGAGUUCCAGAAAAAUGCACCAACUCGUUUUAUCUGCUCUGUUCCUACUCACUGAACCUGCCAAAGUUUUAUGCACACCCCGAUGGGAAAUUGUUCCUGGCACACGUUUGGUCUCAACACGAAAGUAUAGCGUCUCACCUUUUUAACCAAUUUGUGCACAACACAGUCCUCCUCUCCCAUGACAGCAUCAGUCACUAUUCACAAAUUAUACAUUCGACGUGGAAGAACUGCGAGGGACCGAUGAAGGAGACCCUGGAGAUACAAAUUGAGCACCUCGUGAACUUGGCCUUAAAAUGUCCCAUUAAAGUUGCGGCACGAUUCAGAAAUGUUCUAAGUAUAUUCCACAACAAUAAAGGGGACAAGAGCAUCAACAAUUUAAUUUUUAAAAUUUACGACCCCAUUAUUUGGAGGAGCCUCAUGGUAAUCGCCCAACUGGAAACUUCGCUUCAACGCGACGUGCAUCUUUCAGCUGAUUUUCCCCGUCGUGGACCCCUGCAUAAAGAACGUGAAUUACUUAGCCUCGAUGGAGAAUUGGCUGAAGACGUAAACGCCUGCGUCCUGCAGGCCGUGGGCAAGUGCAUAUGCCAUGUCCUGAAUGAACUGUGGGAAAUAAUCAGCGAACAGAAAAGGUCCGCCCUGGUGGAAGUGCUGAUCCAUAAGCUCCUAAAGGAGAAGCAACACGACAACGUAAAGGUGGAAGUCCUUCUUGGGUUCAGCGAAAUGGCAAAAAAUAAAAAGAUACAAAAACUGUUUGCAAAAAUAUUCUACAGAAUAAAGCACCUCAUAAAUGACAAGUCUCUGCGAGUGCGGAAAAAUUUCAUCGCCCUAGUGCUCGAAUUGAAUAAACAAUUAAAUGAAAAUUUUUCUAAUCAAAUCGAUUUCAGUGAGUUGAUCAAGCGUGUCACCAAGGAUCUAUUCACAUACAACGUGGAGUCCUGCAUAAAGAAGUUGUCCUAUGCAAAAUAUGAACACCAUGAAAAAGUAAAAAAUAAAGAAAUUUGUGAAUUUUUAAAGCUCUCUUCCAAUUUAAUCACCUAUUCUAUGUGGGAAUGCUCGAUAAAAGAGCAAGCAAAGAAAUGUGUAAACUUAUUAAAUGAUUAUCCUGCGUUAAUGAUUUGUAUAAGUAAGUUUGCUACCAACUUGGAGUUGGUGCAGCGUUACAAAUUGGCUUCCGUCUUGUUCGAAAUUACAAACGUUAAAUUGGCAGAGGAGGGGAACUCCGUGCUGCUCACAGGGGGAAGUGCAGUAAAUGGGUCAAGUGCGGCAACUGGACAGGGGUGCCCGGGCGGAGCUACCACGGGGGACCCCCUGAAGGACCCCAUCAUCAACGGCAAGUACGUCAAGUACGCCUCCCUGCUGCUCUGCGUGGCGUACCUGCUGAAGCCAAAGAACGACCAAGAAAUGGAAUUGUGCGGGUCGGAAAAAAUUGAACAUUUUCUGACACAUAAAUUCACGGAGGAGUACUUCCUGGCCAGCAUAGAUACCCUAAUGCAGCAAUUCUAUUUUAAGGUACUUAAAUAUGUGAACCUCAAUCAGGACGAUUAUGUGCGAAUAUACAAAUACGGUCGGAGGGAGUUACUCUCUCUACACAGAUAUAAGAAUGAGCAUACGUGUAGGAAAUUUAUCCUUCCUUUAUUUUACAAGUGGAGGUUACUCGAAUCCGUUGUUCAGACACACAUGCACAUUUUGAAUGCAUGUAUUGACUUUGUGUUUUUACACACUUGUGAGAAUACGCAGUGGGCCACUGUCAGCCAGGCAAACCCCUUCCUUCACGCACAUAUGAACCUGCCAUUUGUGGAGAAGGAUGCGCUGGGUUAUGUGUCUGACGAAGUGGAGGAACCAGACUCGGAUGACGGAAGUGAAAUAAAAGUGCCUGCCUUGCGUUAUAACAAAAAAGACGACCCCAUGGACGAAAAGGAAAAAAAAAAAAUUUACAUAAAUAAUAAAAAACAGAUCAAUGCUCUCAUUCUAUUAUCACUCAUUGUUAAAAAAAAAAAAUAUCAUCAGAUGUUAUUUAAGUCAUUCAGCAACAUUAUACACAAUUUCGUUUUCAAAUUCAAUUCGUAUCUUCUGUUCAUAUUUGAACAGCUAACACAGAGUGAUUUCCAGCUGCCUGCUCAUUUUAUUUGUCCUCAUUACAGUGAUAAGGGCGAUUUCAACUUUGCACAGUUGAUAAUAUAUGGAAGUGAUAAGAUAAGAGGAUACUUUCAUUUGUACAUUUCAUUUUUCUUCCUUUGUUACACGAACAAGAGGAACAACUUCCCCCACGAUUGGCAUACCCUAAUUGACAACACCCUGCGGAGUAUUCAUUUGAUAAGCUCUGUUAAAUUUAAAAACGAAAUUGAAAUUGUUACAAGUGGGAGAUUAGCGGGGAUGAGUGCAGUAGGAGAAGCGGUUGCGCACGUAGAUGACCGGGUCUCUCACUGGGCAACCUACACCAAGACGAUCCUCCAAUUUGUUAUGCACUUCCUCGACAUGGUCGAAUUCACGGUCGCCAUGAAGAUGACACCGAUAGAGGACCUCGACUUUAGCGACUUGGUGAAGAACGUAUUUAUGUUUUACAAAUGUUACGAACUCGUCCAGGGGGGGAUAAACGGGCAUGAAAAGCGCCACACAGGAACGCACACGGAGGAUUGCGAUGCGGGCCGCUCCCUCCUCGAGGUGUACCUCGGAGUGUGGACAAGAGUAAGCGAAUUCCUCCUGUUCAUAUUAAAUUGUGAUUAUUUUGAAAAAAAAACGGAAAUGAAGUUAUGCGUCCUGUAUCCAUUUUUCCUAUUUACGUACGAAGUUGUGCAUAAGGAGGACAUCGAACGGGUCAUGAACAAAUAUGCUGCUUUAAUUAAAGAGAGAGAAACCUUUUUUGGAUUUGUAAAAAAUUACAAAAAAAAUAACAGCAUGGUAAGUUACAUGCGACAGAGUCAGGUAAAUUACAUUCAGGGCAUCCUGGACAACAUUUCACUUCCCAAGGAAAAGCCAAAGAACGGGUCCUCUUAA